This is a messenger RNA of Lolium rigidum, 2838 nucleotides long. RefSeq names its product YTH domain-containing protein ECT4-like. Lineage: Eukaryota; Viridiplantae; Streptophyta; Magnoliopsida; Poales; Poaceae. Bases 152 to 2398 code for a protein of 748 amino acids. Gene Ontology annotation, molecular function: mRNA binding. The record is from RefSeq and is a predicted model, not a curated record. Gene Ontology annotation, cellular component: cytoplasm. The transcript has 9 exons. Gene Ontology annotation, biological process: mRNA destabilization.
CCCUGGUGGCGGCUCGCCUCCCUCCCACCUCGGCCCGCCUCUACCCCAAGCUCGCUCGCGCGCGCCUACCUAUCCAGAGGGGACAACGGCCGGGCGCUCCGUCGGAUCUCGCCUACCUGCCUCCGUCCGUUGGGAUCUCGUCUCUCUCACCAUGGCCGUCGUCGCGCCGACCCCCGCCCCGGCCGCCGCUCCGGCGCCCGCCGCCGCCGCUGCUCCUGCUCCGGCCCCGGCCCCUGCCGCGGAUCCCACGGAUCUGAUGCAGAAGAUGACGCUGGACUCGCAGCCCAAGGCGGCGGGCGCCGCCGAGCCUGCUGCUGCUGCCACCAAGCAGGGGCCUGUGGCCAGCCAGCCGCUCAGCGUGUCGAUCCCGCAGGACCGCUCCAUCACGCCCGCGGUUCAGGAUUUUACCGAUCCCAACAUGUUCUAUCUGCCAGCGUAUUACUAUGGAGGUUACGAUGGAACAAUGAGCGAGUGGGAUGAAUAUCCUAGAUAUGUCAAUCAAGAUGGAGUGGAGGUUGCCCCACCAGUAUAUGGAGAUAUUUAUGGAUAUGGGUAUGCCCCUUACGGUGCCUACUCUCCAGCUAGUUCCCCGGUACCAACAGUUGAUGGUCAGAUGUUUGCCGCACAGCAUUACCAGUAUCCAACUGCGUAUUAUCAGCCUCCUACCCCUGUGCCGUCUACCACUCAAGGUGACCUGCAGCCUUCUGCCAAGACUGAUAACAAGCCAGCGGCUAAGGCAGAUGCUGCCAAAACAACCGCAAACGGUGUUCCGAAUGGUACUGCUCACAGUAACAGCGGAACUGCGCCCCUUGGGUCAAGCUACCAAAAUUCAUCACUGACCCCUGAUGGAACUUAUAGGGCACCUGUGCUAGGUGGAGUUCCCUCUACUGGUUAUCUGGACUCAACCUAUGGGUAUGACACCACAGGAGCACACUAUGCGUGGUACGAUGGUUCUGCUUAUACGAAUGCUCAGCAAAGAACGACUGCAGCUAGUCACACGCCGACUUCAGCUUAUAGUACCAAUGGCUCUUCAGCAAGGUAUCAGAACAAGAGCCCCACACCGCAGCAGACGGGCGUGCACAAUGGGAGACCGGCGACUACAACAGGAUCAGCUACUCCUACAUAUCAAAAUAGGAUGUACCCGAGCACCCGGUCUUACAGCCAGUAUGGAAGUUCGGUGAAAAAUGGACUUGUGUAUGGAAGCAAUGGCUAUGGAAGCAGCGGCUAUGGAAGCAAUGGAUAUGGAAGCAGUGGCUAUGGCAGUGGUUACGGCGGUGGUUAUGGAAGCAAUGGCUAUGAUUCCAGGUUAUAUGGUCGGUGGGGUGUUACUAUGGAUAACAGAUACAACAGGCCCAGAGGCCGUGGCAAUGGAUAUUAUGGUUUUGGCAAUGAGAGUCAAGAUGGAACAAUUGAGCUGAACAGGGGUCCUAGGUCAGGUCGUUUCAAGAACCAGAAAUCGUUUGGCCAUACCGUUACUAUUGCUGUGAAAGGACAGACCCUUCCUCCAAGUGAAAACAAGACUGCUAGUGAUGUACCUGAUAAGGCACAGUUCAACCUAGAUGAUUUUCCUGUCCAAUAUGAUGAUGCAAAAUUUUUUGUCAUUAAAUCAUACAGUGAGGAUGAUAUCCACAAGAGUAUAAAGUACGGUGUGUGGGCAAGUACCACCAAUGGAAACAAGAAGCUCGAUGCUGCUUAUCAAGAAGCGCAGGCGAAGAGCUCUAGCUGCCCUAUAUUCUUGUUUUUCUCGGUGAAUACAAGUGGACAGUUUGUUGGUGUUGCUGAAAUGACUGGCCCUGUUGAUUUUGAGAAAACUCUCGAGUACUGGCAGCAAGACAAGUGGAAUGGUUCAUUCUCUGUCAAGUGGCACAUAGUCAAGGAUGUGCCCAACAAUAUUCUCAAGCACAUCAUCCUAGAGCACAACGAGGGCAAACCAGUCACAAACAGCCGUGACACACAGGAUAUAAACCUUGAGCAAGGUGUUCAGAUGCUGAAGAUAUUCAAGGAGCAUGUCAGCAAGACCUCUAUCCUGGAAGACUUCACCUUCUACGAGAACCGCCAGAAGUUGAUGCAGGAAAAGAGAGUAAAACAACAGCAGAUCCAAAAGCAGGUCUGGGACAGUAGAGCUCCGAAUCCUGUUGCCGGAGAGAAACAGCAGGAUAUUAUCAAUGGGAAGCCAAACUUAUCUUCACCGAAUGUUGUCAACGGGGAGAAACAGCCAGAUCUCGCUAAUGGGAAGCCAAAGUCAUCUGUGCCGAAUGGUGUCAAUGCGGACCAGAAGGUUCCAGCAGAGAAAGUUGCUGCUCCUCCAGCUGUUACUUAUGCGGCGAAGGUGGCCCAGAAACCAGCGCCCGAGAAACCUGUCGUCGCCAACGGUUCUGCCAAAACUGCUGUAGCUUGAUCGCAUACCCAAUGCUCCCAGCUAGCAAUGAAGAACAACUGGAUGGUCCCGAUGAACGAGGCAAGACAUGCGGUCCCAAGGAUCUGAUCAUGGAAGGUGGCUACCAGGGAGUGGAUGGCUAGUUAGAUUUCCUUAGCUCUUUCUCUUAUUUUUCCUGUCUGUCGCUGUACCCUGUUUCAGUUUUCUUAGCUCCGAAGACUCCUAUAGUAGUAUCAUCAGAAUGCCAGAAAAGGAAAAGAAAACCUGUGGGCGAGACAAGUGGUGGCCAAGCCACCGUUCCCCGGUGGCCUGGUGCUUGUGUGCGUUUUCGUGUAGUUUGUUUUCGUACCAGUGGUGUCGAGUAAGUACUCUGUGUGUUGGGUGAGUGGAUCUGAAAGUGGGUUUAGAUUGUAGCGGUUUUCCGUCUUAUGAUUUCAUAUUAUAACAGAAUAUCUUGCUUU